AUGAACUCGGGAUCGGAAUCGUCGUUUAAAUCAUCUGAGCAAGAAUCAAAGAAAACCGUAUACUUUGAGACUAAAAGGCAGACCACUUUACUCAAUUUGAUGGAGAAUCAAGAUCAUUUGAUAGUUAAAGCAUUGAAUAUGUCAGCAGAUGGUAAACCCGUAUCUCUAAGUGAUGCCAGACACGCUUGUUUAGAAAUGUUUCUAGGUAGGAAGUGA
This is a messenger RNA of Komagataella phaffii GS115, 216 nucleotides long. RefSeq lists its product as hypothetical. The record is from RefSeq and is a predicted model, not a curated record. Bases 1 to 216 code for a protein of 71 amino acids. The transcript has a single exon. NCBI's taxonomy places the organism in Eukaryota, Fungi, Ascomycota, Pichiomycetes, Pichiales, Pichiaceae.